GCGUCUGUGUGUGGGAGCCUUUCGGGCCAUCUGUGUUGUCCGUGGUCAAAGUCAACACGGAUACCGAUCUGUGUAAGCUGCUGCGUUGAUCUAUGACAUCGAUGAAGUCUAUGAAGUGUAUGAACCGUAUGAAUUUGUAUAUGCUGGGAACAUGGCGUCUACUGAACCUGUAAGAGGAAAAUCAUUAAUUGAUUAUAGAAAAAAACUCCUUGAACAUAAGGAAGUAGAGAGUCGGUUGAAAGAAAUGAGAGAGCAGUUGAAAGAAUUAACUAAACAGUAUGACAAAUCGGAAAAUGAUUUGAAGGCAUUGCAGAGUGUUGGACAGAUCGUUGGUGAGGUUCUGAAGCAGUUAACAGAAGAGAAAUUUAUUGUAAAAGCAACAAAUGGGCCUCGAUAUGUGGUGGGAUGCCGUAGACAGCUGGACAAAGCCAAGCUGAAAUCUGGAACAAGAGUUGCCCUGGAUAUGACAACUUUGACCAUAAUGAGAUAUCUUCCUCGAGAAGUAGACCCUUUAGUCUAUAACAUGUCACAUGAGGAUCCCGGUGAUGUUACGUACUCAGCCAUUGGAGGUCUUAGUGAGCAGAUCCGAGAGCUCCGAGAGGUGAUAGAACUUCCCCUGCUGAAUCCUGAGCUCUUCCAGAGGGUGGGAAUCACACCACCCAAAGGCUGCCUCUUGUAUGGUCCUCCUGGCACAGGAAAGACUCUACUAGCUCGAGCUGUUGCCAGUCAACUUGAUGCAAACUUUCUUAAGGUAGUGUCAAGUGCAAUUGUGGACAAAUAUAUUGGAGAGAGUGCUCGUUUGAUCCGUGAGAUGUUCAAUUAUGCUCGUGACCACCAGCCAUGUAUCAUCUUCAUGGACGAGAUUGAUGCAAUAGGAGGACGGCGAUUCUCAGAGGGAACAUCAGCUGAUCGUGAGAUUCAGCGCACUCUUAUGGAAUUAUUGAAUCAAAUGGAUGGCUUUGAUUCAUUAGGACAGGUAAAAAUCAUCAUGGCAACGAACCGUCCAGACACACUGGAUCCUGCGCUGCUUCGGCCAGGCCGUCUGGAUCGAAAGAUUGAAAUUCCCUUGCCCAAUGAACAGGCUCGUUUGGAGAUCCUCAAGAUUCAUGCUGGACCUAUUGCCAAACAUGGGGAAAUUGAUUAUGAAGCAGUAGUGAAGUUAUCUGAUGGUUUUAAUGGAGCAGAUCUGCGCAAUGUUUGCACAGAAGCUGGUUUGUUUGCAAUUCGUGCAGAACGAGAGUACGUUAUCCAAGAAGACUUUAUGAAGGCGGUACGCAAGGUUGCUGAUAAUAAGAAGCUGGAGUCAAAGUUGGAUUACAAACCAGUAUAGUGGGUGCUAUAGAAAACCCUUCAAGAUAAAAUGUAUUGCCUUCCUCAGAGUAUGAAGAAUAAAGCGUCUUAUAUGUCACUUCAGA
Messenger RNA from Cryptotermes secundus, 1415 nucleotides. RefSeq names its product 26S proteasome regulatory subunit 10B (gene Rpt4). The transcript has 9 exons. Gene Ontology annotation, cellular component: cytosolic proteasome complex; proteasome regulatory particle, base subcomplex. Lineage: Eukaryota; Metazoa; Arthropoda; Insecta; Blattodea; Kalotermitidae. Gene Ontology annotation, molecular function: ATP hydrolysis activity; proteasome-activating activity; ATP binding. The coding region runs from base 152 to 1330 and encodes 392 amino acids. The record is from RefSeq and is a predicted model, not a curated record. Gene Ontology annotation, biological process: positive regulation of RNA polymerase II transcription preinitiation complex assembly.